Molecule: messenger RNA, 1359 nt
Organism: Rosa chinensis
Lineage: Eukaryota; Viridiplantae; Streptophyta; Magnoliopsida; Rosales; Rosaceae
Product: probable serine/threonine-protein kinase WNK11
Exons: 3
Coding region: 101-991 (296 amino acids)
Biological process (GO): intracellular signal transduction; protein phosphorylation
Cellular component (GO): cytoplasm
Molecular function (GO): ATP binding; protein serine/threonine kinase activity
Source: RefSeq, a predicted model, not a curated record
CAAAAAUUCUCUUUGGCAAUAGAAGAAAUUGUUUAAAAUCGAAUACGUUCAAAGGGUUUUGACUUUGCUACUUGCUUUGAACUCAGAUUGAUUUUUGAAGAUGGCAGUCAAGGAUCCUAAUACUUUUGAUCCAGAUUCCGAACCAUUUGUGGAGGUUGAUCCAACGGGACGUUUUGGCAGGUAUGAUGUUCUCCUUGGUCAGGGUGCUGUCAAGAAGGUCUAUAGGGCAUUUGAUCAGCAGCAAGGUAACGAGGUGGCAUGGAAUAAGGUGCGGUUGAAGAACUUUACCGACGAUCCAAUGCUGUUGAAUCACCUUUACGCGGAGGUUAAGCUAUUGAGAGAGUUGGAGAACAAGUAUAUUAUCGAGUGUUACAGUGUGUGGAAGGAUGUUGAGCGGAAUGCUUUGAAUUUUGUGACGGAGGUGUGCAAUUCUGGGAACCUGAGGGAUUAUAGGAAGAAGCAUCGCCGUGUGAAUAUCAAGGCUUUGAAGAAGUGGUCAAAGCAGGUGCUUGAGGGAUUGCAGUACCUCCAUACACAUGAGCCAUGCAUCAUUCAUAGAGAUCUCAAUUGCAGCAACAUCUUUGUCAAUGGGAAUAAUGGCCAGGUGAAGAUCGGUGAUCUGGGAUUUGCAGCAAUACUGGGGAGGAGCCACAAAGCACAUACUGUUCUAGGAACUCCUGAGUUUAUGGCACCUGAGCUCUACGAGGAGGAUUACAAUGAGAUGGUGGACAUAUACUCGUUUGGGAUGUGCUUGCUGGAGAUGGUAACGAGGGAGAUACCAUACAGUGAAUGUGACACUGUUGUCAAGAUAUACAGGAAGGUCACAGCUGGUAUAAGGCCUGAAUCCCUGUCCAAGGUGACUGAUCCAGAGGUGAAGGCAUUUAUUGAGAAAUCCAUAGGCCAGCCGAGGGCAAGACCUUCAGCCUCUGACCUACUCAGAGACCCCUUCUUUUCUGACGUCAUUGCUGAAGAGCCUGAUCCAAGCUAUUGAUGGCUUUUUGAAACUACUGGUGUUUUGAGACGAAACAUGCUUGGCUGUGGGGCUUAGCUCUCAUUUCUGAACCAGCAGAUGAGGUUUCUUUAUUCGAGUAUAUGCCUCUCUAUCUCCUUAAGUUGAGGUAAAUGAUGGUAGUAUUGCGAGGUCCCAUUAGUGAUUAUUAACCCGUGCAAUCGGAUUACCAUAAAAUUGAAUUCUGGUACAGUUAAUUAUUUGUAUAGAGGUUUAUUUCACAAAUUAUUUAUGAAAGUGGAAGCCAAAAGUACUUUAGUGUUUUAGCAAAAUUAGUGACUCCCACGUUACUUCCCACAUGUAAUUAUCAUAUCACAUUAAUGCUUUCUGGUUCAGAAUAAAGCAGCAAU